AUUAUUCUACAUGUACCUAUAUAGACUAACUUGGGCUAACUGUCAAGAUAACAAGAUAACCAAAAUAACUAGGUAACAAUUUUUGUGAUCAUUGAAUGUUUUUAUAACUGUGACUGUGACUAAAAGAUAACUUGUAAAAUUUAAAAAGCACUACAUUUUUGCGAUAUGUAAAUAACUUAUACGAAGAUGAGCGACAUUAAGAAAAGAAAUAAGUCCAACAUCAAGAAUCAAAGGAUUCUUAAACAUGAAAAUGAUAAAGCUCCAGAAAAAGUAUCUAUUAACAAAGGGUUACCGCUGAGAGUAAUUUCUCGUGUUGUCGUAAUUAUUUCAUUACUUAUUGUUGUUUAUUACACAUCCAAAAACAAUGUGCAAACGUUUGCAAAACAAACCGAACUUCUACCUGGAAAAGGUCAAGUUGUUGACUGUUCGAGAGAAUACAUCAAUGAAAUAGAUAAGUAUGAAGGGUGCGUUCCGAAAUAUUGCAAGAGAUUUGUUACUGACAAAGUAAUCUCGUUACGAGAAACCGAAGAGUUAAUAAAAAUAGCCCAAAAAGGCUUAAGACAUGGAGGCUCCUCUGGAGGUGCUUCUAUAUUUGACUUACACAGUGGGGCACUAUCAAAAGGACCACAUUUUGUAAAUGUGUAUAAAAUUAAAGAACUGAAAAAUCAUUUUACACAAGAAGGUUUUAAUACUUUUAGGGCUGUCAAAGAAAAAAUUAAAUACACAAUUGCACACCAUUUUGGUGUCCAGCCGGAUAAAAUAUACUUGACACACCCAACUUUCUUCUCUAAAAUAACACCUAAGCCAGCAGUGACAAUUCAUGAUGAAUACUGGCAUCCUCAUGUUGAUAAGGAAACCUACAAAUCCUUUCAUUACACAUCAUUGCUUUAUCUCGGUGAUUACAAUAUUGACUUCAAAGGAGGUCGAUUUGUAUUCAUUGAUGAAAAAUAUAAUAGCACAAUAGAACCGAGGAAGGGAAGACUUAGUAUUUUUACCAGUGGCAGAGAAAAUUUUCAUUAUGUGGAGAAAGUUACUGCGGGUGUGAGAUAUGCAAUAACAAUAUCAUUUACGUGUGAUAAAAAUUUUGCUAUAUCAGAUCCUAGUCACGAUAAUUUUAGUGAUUGAUAAAAUUCAAUUAACAUUCCAAAGUCAAUAGUAAAUAUUUGAGGUCUAUUAUAUACCGAUGUAAUAAACUAAAACUAUGGUUGAAAAAGUAUUAAGUAUUUAUACAGUAAACUGAUCUCAUCUAUAUUAAAAUCUAUACCUAUAUAAAGAAGAAGUAUUAAUAAUGUCAACCAAAUUGAAUUUCUAUUAAAAAUGUAGUAAAGAUGGAUUUUUUAAACUUAAA
This is a messenger RNA of Melitaea cinxia (Glanville fritillary), 1348 nucleotides long. RefSeq names its product 2-oxoglutarate and iron-dependent oxygenase domain-containing protein 3-like. The record is from RefSeq and is a predicted model, not a curated record. NCBI's taxonomy places the organism in Eukaryota, Metazoa, Arthropoda, Insecta, Lepidoptera, Nymphalidae. The transcript is spliced from 4 exons. Gene Ontology annotation, cellular component: membrane. Gene Ontology annotation, molecular function: iron ion binding; L-ascorbic acid binding; oxidoreductase activity, acting on paired donors, with incorporation or reduction of molecular oxygen. The coding region runs from base 187 to 1125 and encodes 312 amino acids.